Tripterygium wilfordii is the source of this 3122-nucleotide messenger RNA. Its product is annotated as pre-mRNA-splicing factor SYF1. Gene Ontology annotation, molecular function: protein binding. Gene Ontology annotation, cellular component: post-mRNA release spliceosomal complex; Prp19 complex; U2-type catalytic step 2 spliceosome. The record is from RefSeq and is a predicted model, not a curated record. NCBI's taxonomy places the organism in Eukaryota, Viridiplantae, Streptophyta, Magnoliopsida, Celastrales, Celastraceae. Bases 135 to 2876 code for a protein of 913 amino acids. Gene Ontology annotation, biological process: generation of catalytic spliceosome for first transesterification step; mRNA splicing, via spliceosome. The transcript is spliced from 5 exons.
UCUGAGCUGUGGAAUCCCUAAAUCGAAACACACCACAAUAAACCUAAUUCACCUUUGUUUUCUUUCUUCAUUUCUUGUAGCAUUAAUUUAGGGUUGUGGUUUUCAAUUAGUGGAUUUUUUUUUGUCGAUCAACAAUGGCAAUCCCGAUGGAGUUUUAUCCAGCUGAAGAUGAUCUACUCUACGAGGAGGAGCUUUUGCGCAACCCAUUUAGUCUGAAGCUAUGGUGGCGCUACCUGGUCGCUCGCGCGGAUGCUCCGUUCAGGAGACGAUUCAUUAUCUACGAGCGUGCACUUAGAGCCUUACCCGGUAGCUACAAGCUCUGGCACGCCUACCUCCGUGAGCGCCUCGAGUUGGUGAGGAACCUACCUAUCAACCACUCGCAGUACGAGACGCUAAACAACACUUUCGAGAGAGCUUUGGUAACCAUGCAUAAGAUGCCCCGGAUUUGGAUAAUGUACUUGCUGAGUCUAACAGAGCAGAGGCUAAUUACGAAGACUCGGCAGACCUUUGAUAGGGCAUUAUGUGCCCUGCCUGUGACCCAACACGAUAGGAUUUGGGAGCCGUAUUUGGUGUUUGUUAGCCAAAAAGGCAUCCCAAUAGAGACUUCGCUUAGGGUUUAUAGGAGGUACUUGAAGUAUGAUCCCAGCCAUAUUGAGGAUUUUAUAGAGUUUUUGGUGAAUUCGAGUCUUUGGCAAGAGGCUGCCGAAAGAUUAGCUUCUGUGCUGAAUGAUGACCGGUUUUAUUCCAUUAAGGGGAAAACAAAGCAUAGGCUGUGGUUAGAGUUGUGUGAUCUGCUCACGAGGCAUGCCAAGGAUGUGUCAGGUUUGAAUGUUGAUGCAAUAAUCAGGGGUGGGAUCAGGAAGUUCACAGAUGAAGUGGGUAGGCUGUGGACCUCUCUUGCAGAUUAUUACAUUAGGAGGGGUUUGCUGGAGAAAGCAAGGGAUAUAUUUGAGGAAGGCAUGACAACCGUGGUUACAGUAAGAGAUUUUAGUGUUAUUUUUGAUGCGUACUCACAGUUCGAAGAGAGUAUGGUUGCGCAUAAAAUGGAAACUCUGGAUUUGAGUGACGGGGAGGAUGAGGAUGAUGAGGAAAAUGGAUUUGAUGAAAAUGAAGAUGUUAGGUUGGAUGUGAAUAUGUCGGUGGCUAAGUUUGAGAGGAGAAUACUUCAUGGAUUUUGGCUACAUGAUGAUAAUGACGUAGAUCUGAGAUUGGCUCGUCUGGAACAUCUCAUGGAUAGGAGACCAGAAUUGGCCAACAGUGUACUUCUGCGACAAAAUCCACAUAAUGUUGAACAGUGGCACCGCAGGGUGAAGCUAUUUGAGGGCAAUCCCACGAAGCAGAUUCUUACCUUUACUGAGGCGGUGAGGACUGUUGAUCCAAUGAAAGCCGUGGGGAAGCCUCAUACAUUGUGGGUGGCUUUUGCUAAAUUAUAUGAGAGCCACAAAGAUAUAGUCAAUACAAGAGUGAUUUUUGAUAAGGCAGUGCAGGUGAACUACAAGACUGUAGAUAACCUUGCAAGUGUCUGGUGUGAGUGGGCAGAAAUGGAGCUGAGACAUAAAAAUUUCAAAGUAGCCCUAGAGCUGAUGAGUCGGGCCACAGCAGAACCAUCAGUAGAGGUUAAACGAAGAGUGGCUGCUGAUGGAAAUGAACCAGUUCAAAUGAAGCUGCACAAGUCUUUGAGACUUUGGGCCUUCUAUGUGGAUUUGGAGGAGAGUUUGGGCACCUUGGAGUCCACCCGAGCUGUGUAUGAGCGAAUACUUGAUUUGAGAAUAGCAACGCCUCAGAUGAUAAUCAAUUAUGCAUUGCUUUUGGAAGAGCACAAAUACUUUGAAGAUGCUUUCAAAAUAUAUGAGCGAGGCGUGAAGAUAUUCAAGUACCCACACGUAAAAGAUAUAUGGGUUACUUACCUCUCAAAAUUUGUCAAGCGGUACAAGAAGACAAAACUGGAACGGGCAAGAGAGUUGUUUGAACAUGCUGUUGAAAUGGCUCCCGCGGAUGCUGUGAAACCAUUAUAUCUUCAAUAUGCUAAGCUGGAGGAGGAUUACGGUCUAGCCAAACGAGCCAUGAAGGUUUAUGAUCAAGCCACUAAGGCUGUUCCAAAUAAUGAGAAGCUGAGCAUGUAUGAAAUCUACAUUGCUCGUGCGGCUGAGAUUUUUGGUGUUCCAAAAACUCGGGAAAUAUAUGAGCAAGCUAUUGAAUCUGGUCUUCCAGACAAAGAUGUCAAGAUCAUGUGCCUUAAGUACGCUGAGUUAGAAAAGAACUUGGGAGAAAUUGAUCGUGCACGUGGUAUAUAUGUAUUCGCCUCCCAGUUUGCUGACCCACGAUCAGAUGCUGAGUUUUGGAACAAAUGGCAUGAGUUUGAGGUGCAACAUGGUAAUGAAGAUACCUUCCGGGAAAUGCUGCGUAUUAAACGGAGUGUAUCUGCGAGCUAUAGCCAGACACACUUUAUUCUGCCAGAGUACCUCAUGCAGAAGGAUCAGAGGCUCAGCAUUGAUGAUGCUAAAGACAAAUUGAAACAGGCUGGUUUGCCUGAAGAUGAGAUGGCUGCUCUAGAGAGGCAGUUGGCCCCUGCAGCAGAUAAUGCUACUGCUAAAGAUGGCAGCAGAAAAGUGGGUUUUGUGAGUGCUGGAGUGGAGUCACAGUCUAAUGCAAAUCAGGAAGACAUUGAGCUGCCUGAAGAAAGCGAUUCUGAAGAAGAUGAGAAGAUAGAGAUUGCACAGAAGGAUGUUCCAUCUGCUGUCUUUGGAGGGUUAGCUCGGAAGCGGGAAGAAAUUGACAAGGAUGGGGUGGGAGAUGAUGCUGCUGCUGCAGCAAAUAAGGAUGGUGAAAGUCGUCUUGGUGCCCUUGAAAGGAUAAAAAGGCAAAAACUGGGGUAAAUGUAUGUUGGCACGUCUUAUAGGGUGUUGAAAGAAUUUUGACUUGCUUCACUAUGUUAUUCUGACUUAAGUUCAAGACUGGUACUUCCCUUUGCCUAAGGUUUUGAUUUUGCUGCUCUUGGAAGAAACUCAUUUUCACUGGUACUUUUUGAAAGAGUCAAUCAUGGAGACAACAGCAUUGUAAAAACUCUUCUGAUAUUUUAAUGUUUUUUUCCACAGGUAAGUUGGACAUGCCUGCAUUUUACA